AACAAGUUCUCGCUGCGGAUGUUCGGCUCCCAGAAGGCGGUGGAGCGCGAGCAGGAGCGCGUCAAGUCGGCCGGCGCCUGGAUCAUCCACCCCUACAGCGACUUCAGGUUCUACUGGGAUUUCACCAUGCUCCUCUUCAUGGUGGGCAACCUCAUCAUCAUCCCCGUGGGCAUCACCUUCUUCAAAGACGAGACCACGGCCCCGUGGAUCGUCUUCAACGUGGUCUCCGACACUUUCUUCCUGAUGGAUCUGGUGAUGAACUUCCGGACGGGCAUCGUGAUCGAGGACAAUACGGAAAUCAUCUUGGAUCCAGAGCGGAUCAAGAAGAAAUACCUGAAGACGUGGUUCGUGGUGGAUUUCGUCUCCUCCAUCCCGGUGGAUUAUAUCUUCCUAAUUGUGGAGAAAGGGAUUGAUUCGGAGGUCUACAAGACAGCCCGGGCCUUGCGCAUUGUCCGUUUCACUAAAAUCCUCAGCUUGCUGCGUUUGCUUCGCCUAUCUCGGCUCAUCCGUUAUAUCCACCAGUGGGAAGAGAUCUUCCACAUGACCUACGACCUGGCCAGUGCCGUAAUGCGGAUCAUCAACCUCAUUGGGAUGAUGCUUCUCUUGUGCCACUGGGAUGGCUGCCUCCAGUUCCUCGUCCCCAUGCUGCAGGAUUUCCCGAGAGACUGCUGGGUCUCUAUCAAUGGCAUGGUGAAUGAUUCGUGGAGCGAACUGUACUCCUUCGCCCUCUUCAAAUCCAUGAGCCACAUGCUGUGCAUCGGCUACGGGCGCCAGGCCCCAGAGAGCAUGACCGACAUCUGGCUGACCAUGCUGAGCAUGAUCGUGGGCGCCACCUGCUACGCCAUGUUCAUCGGCCACGCCACGGCCCUGAUCCAAUCCCUGGACUCUUCCCGGCGGCAGUACCAGGAGAAAUACAAGCAAGUGGAACAGUACAUGUCCUUCCACAAGCUGCCCACUGACUUCCGCCAGAGAAUUCACGACUACUACGAGCAUCGGUACCAGGGAAAGAUGUUCGACGAAGACAGCAUUUUGGAGGAGCUGAACGAACCUUUGCGAGAGGAGAUCGUCAACUUCAACUGCCGGAAGCUGGUGGCCUCCAUGCCGCUUUUCGCCAAUGCCGACCCCAACUUUGUGACCGCGAUGCUCACCAAGCUGAAGUUUGAGGUCUUCCAGCCGGGCGACUACAUCAUCCGGGAAGGGACCAUUGGGAAGAAGAUGUACUUCAUCCAGCAUGGGGUGGUCAGCGUCCUGACCAAAGGGAACAAGGAGAUGAAGCUGUCGGACGGCUCCUACUUUGGAGAAAUUUGCCUUCUGACGCGAGGACGGCGCACAGCAAGUGUACGGGCCGAUACCUACUGCCGACUCUACUCUCUGUCGGUCGACAACUUCAACGAAGUCCUGGAAGAGUACCCCAUGAUGAGGCGCGCUUUUGAGACGGUGGCCAUUGACCGCCUCGACCGCAUAGGCAAGAAGAACUCCAUCCUCUUGCACAAAGUCCAGCACGACCUCAACUCGGGUGUCUUCAACAACCAGGAGAACGAGAUCAUCCAGGAGAUCGUCAAGUACGACCGGGAGAUGGUCCAACAGGCAGAGUUCCAGCCGCACGCCGCCUCCCUCUACGCCCCGCCACAGCCCCAGGUGACCUCGGCCAUUGCCACCCUCCAGCAGGCGGUGGCCAUGAGCUUCUGCCCGCAGAUGGCCGGCCCGCUGGUGGGGCCCGUGGCCAGUCUCCAGCAGGACUCGGGCAGCGCCCGGAAGGAUUCUGGGGUCAGCCCUCCUCCAGAUACGGACGCGGCCAAAUCCAAGCUUCCGUCCAAUUUGUGA
Molecule: messenger RNA, 1824 nt
Organism: Pogona vitticeps (central bearded dragon)
Lineage: Eukaryota; Metazoa; Chordata; Lepidosauria; Squamata; Agamidae
Source: RefSeq, a predicted model, not a curated record